Messenger RNA from Mytilus trossulus (common blue mussel), 1942 nucleotides. RefSeq names its product cholecystokinin receptor type A-like. Gene Ontology annotation, biological process: neuropeptide signaling pathway. Gene Ontology annotation, molecular function: neuropeptide receptor activity. The transcript has a single exon. The coding region runs from base 470 to 1942 and encodes 490 amino acids. The record is from RefSeq and is a predicted model, not a curated record. Gene Ontology annotation, cellular component: plasma membrane. Lineage: Eukaryota; Metazoa; Mollusca; Bivalvia; Mytilida; Mytilidae.
AUUCACAUUUUUUGCUCACAUAAACAAAUUUUAUGAAUGAUUGUUGGAAGCAUUGGACAAUUUAAUGAAACAAUAAUAUUAUAAAAAUUCACGUACAUUGGAUGGAGGUAGAGAAAUACACGAGUUCUAUCAAAUAAGAACUUUUACAUUGAACGUACAUUGAUAUUGGGAGUGCAUUAACAUUGGAAGAACAUUGAAAUUAAAAGAACAAUGAAAUUAGAAGAACAUUAAAAUUGGAAGAACAUUGACAUUUGAAGUACACUGCAUUUGGUAGUACAUGUGCAUUAUAAAGAGGAGAACAUUGAAAUUGGAAGAACGUAUAAAUUAGAAGAACAUUCACAUUGGAAGAACAUUAACAUGGGAAGUAUAUUUACAUUGAAAGAACAUUAACAUUCAAAAAUUGAAAGUAGACAGAAUCUGAAUUAUAGGUUCAUGAAUAUUGUAUAGAAUAUAAGGUCAGAUUUCAACCAUGACAACCAACACGAUCAUAUUCACAACAACGAGGUCUAUUUUAACUAGUCUUGAUGACGUUUUCAGAGAAACAACAAUGCAAAAAAGUACGACGGAUAAUAUAGUUCCUAUAGUAACGUCUGACGGUACUACGGCUCCGCAGCAAAAUUCUACUGAUGUGAUUCGGACAUCAAACCUUGACGAGGAGAACAUUAAUCGUCUGCUAAAGAUAGAAAACGCAUUCGAAGCUGAAGCGCUAACGCCGAUAACCGUUUAUCUAAUCCUUCUUAUGAUAACGGGUGUUAUUGGAAAUACUAUUGUCUUGUAUAUCUACAAAUUCAGGUUCAAAAGGUCAACACCGAGAAUAUUCAUUCUGAGUCUCGCUGCGUUUGAUUUGAUCACGUGUAUUUUAGGGAUGCCAUACCAUAUCUUAGACAUGCUUUAUCCUUAUCUGUUUGUAUGGGACACCGCUUGCAAAGUUCUAAGUUUUGCUCUUACAUUUACGAUUUUGGCAUCUAUAUUUAUACUAGAUCUCAUCGCAAUUGAUCGAUACAGGAAAAUUUGUAGACCGUUUAAAAAGCAGCUUUCUGGUAUAGGAUCAAAGAUUAUGAGUUGGGUGACUGUUCUUAUAGCAAUAAUCUCUGCCAUUCCAAUGCUUCUAAUCUAUGGCACCGCUGAAGUCCCAACCGCUAGGAAUCCAAAUAUAACAGGAAAGGCAUGCUAUGUCUCAGAUGAUUAUAUCGAAUCAUACUUCCCAUUAAUCUACGAUGCUUUCACUUUCUUGAUUUUUAUCGUAUCCGUCUUUAUACUAGUCGGAUUUUAUAGCAAAGUCGGUGUUACAAUUUGGAAACGUAGGAAAUUUAACGAGUCGAAUGAAUCAAAAAGAUCCGGUUCCGGUCAAAGCACGCCAAAAACAUCGAUCAUACAACUGAACGUCAUUACAGAUGAAGCUAAAGAAAGUGGUAAUGUUCAAAUAUUUGAUUCAAAUUCUUUGGUCACGGCACCAAAAGAUUCACCUUUACCAUACAGAUCGACAACGUCUGAUCCAAAGAAAGAAAGGAAGAACCGUAAAGGACUGCGGUUGAUGCCUAAACCUUCAAGUACUGCUCACGAUUCUUCUACAAUUGAUCACAGGUCUACACGGUCCAAUAAAUCUUCGCACAGACUUCAUGUGACAAAGAAAGAGAAGAGAAUACUGAGAAUAACAGGCAUGUUGUUUGUUAUAACAUUGAUUUUUAUUAUAAGUUUUCUCCCUUAUCUGUGUAUAGAAAUUGUGAACGGUCUGAAUGAUGAAUUUUGGGAUGAAAAGAGCAUCUCGGAAAUUAUCUUUUUCAAUCUUCUUAUGAGGACAUACUUUAUCAACAGUAUGAUAAAUCCUAUAAUCUACUGGUUCCUGGAUCACAAAUUUAAAGAGGAGGUUAUCAGACUAUUUAAUGACAUGAAAAGUUGUAAAGCAUCUACUCGAUUCGGACAAAAAAGCUUACAUUUGUAA